Molecule: messenger RNA, 3690 nt
Organism: Candidozyma auris
Lineage: Eukaryota; Fungi; Ascomycota; Pichiomycetes; Serinales; Metschnikowiaceae
Gene: MHP1
Product: Mhp1p
Exons: 1
Coding region: 1-3690 (1229 amino acids)
Source: RefSeq, a predicted model, not a curated record
AUGUCGGAGGAGGACGAACAGAGAGGAAUCAACUGGGACAAAAUCCAUCACAUGGUCGUGGAGAAGGGCAACACUUGUAUCAAUGGGAUUAAGCUUAAAGAUAUUGAUUGGUUCUUGAGAGAUUCGAAUGUGUCGGCCAACAUUGGUCAGACAGACUCCGAAACACAUGAUCCCAUGGAACCUUCGGACGAAAGCACCAUCAAGACCCCAGCUUCGCCGCAGAUGGCAACGACAAUCUCUAACAAUAAUGAAAAUAUUUCUGGGAAACUGAAGCCCACAAUAUCACCGAUUUCUGAAGAGCCUAUUGUUUCUGAACAACCACAGCAGCAACAAUCAGCAAAACCUUCAAUGCCCACUUACAGCAGGAGGCGAUCCAGUGCUGCUAGUUUAGCUAGCGCUAGUAGCAAUGGCAGUAGUGCUAGCAAUGGAGGGUCUGGCUUCUUUUCCAAAUUAAAGCAUAAGCUCCAUAAAUCAGGAACGGAUGGUAAUUCUCCUAGCUCCUCUCCAAAGAGCCAACCUCAAAUGAUGGGUGGAGGCGUUGAUUUAUUCAAAAAAGAUUACCAGAUGCGUCUAUCUAGGCAAACAUCGCCCUUGAACUUGUCUAGCUCGCCCGUUCAAGGCAAUAAUGAUGAACACUCUGCCUCUGUAUCGAGAAGAAGCUCACAGGACAGCAGCGACCCCAGACUAGAUGAGUAUGUCAGAUUUUACAAGCAGCCUGACCUGCGAAGGAGCUCUUUAAGUCGUCGCAAUUCUUCAAGAUCACAGAAUGGACUCGAAGGGUGCCUAUUGAAUCCACUUCCACCAAAAAAACAAUCCGUAUCCUCAGAAAGUGCCCCACAGUCUACGACGUCCAAAUUUACUUCACUACUUCGCCGCAAAAGUAUCUCUAGUGCGCCCUCUAACCCACCAAAUUCUGGUGAUCUUCUGGAAAGAGACUCUCAAUCAUUACACUCUUACGACUCCAGUGGCGGUUCCAGUACACCUAGGCCAGAAACUCUUCCCCAGUUCAAGGGUUUGAAACCGUUAAAGCGAGUCGCUUUCCAUUCCCUGACAUUCCUUAUAGAUCCACCGCAACAAAUUCCUUCUCGAAAUCCUCGAAAAGGUAACGUUGAGAUUCUUCCUGGCAAUGUUGUGAGAAUACAUCCCCUCACCGAGGCCGAUAAGGAGGCUAUAGAAAGAUCACAAAAAGGUUUGGGAGGUGGUUUAGUCGUUGGUGGCACUGGUGCUUUGGGUCUCAUACGCAAAGAUGAGAAGGAAGACUCCGAUGGCGAUGAGUACGAAAGUCCUCCAGAAAAGGAAGAAAAUCCUAAGCAUGGCGACGAAGAUGAUGAGCCAGAUACAGCAAUAAACCAGCACGCAAAGCUGCUCGGAAUCGAUAAGCCCAUGUUGCACCAUAAAGCUCGCCAGGGCUACACAGUUCCAAUCAAAAAGAUGGCCCUUGACCUCAUGUAUACUAGGUGUUGUCACCUUCGGGAAAUCUUGCCAAUUCCCGCUAUUGCUAAGCAAAUACCGAAGGGCUCAAUGGCUCCACUCCCCUUACUUCAGCUUCGCAAUCCUAGUCCUUCAAUGAUUGAGAUCCAGACUUUCGCUGACUUCAUCCGAAUCGCUCCAAUUUUUUGCAUUUCUCUCGACGGCGUUAGCCUUUCACUAGAACAGUUCAAGAUUCUUUUAAGUGCAAUGGCAUCAAAGACACAACUUGAGAAGUUGAGUCUUAGGAAUACACCCAUAGAUGCAGAAGGAUGGUCAUUAUUAUGCUGGUUCCUUUCCAGAAACAGGGUUAUUAGCAAGUUGGACAUAACCCAAUGUCCCCCGCUCUCCGUCAACGUUCUCAAGAAGAAGAAAAAGAAAUCUUCGAAGCCUAGCCAGGACGAAGACUUAGUCAGAAUGGUGUGCAACAAGGAGAACCGAUCUGAUAUGGAUUGGUCCCUCUUUACAGCAACACUCAUUGCAAGAGGCGGUAUCGAUGAACUUAUACUCACUGGAUGUUGCAUAAACGAUAUCGAGGUCUUUGACAAGCUUGUUUCCCAGGCGAUAUCACUUAAGACUUAUAGAUUGGGUAUGGCCUACAAUCAAAUAAGACCGCAACAGAUGAGAAUUUUGGUAGAAAAAUGGGUUCUCACCGGCAAGAGUCGUGGACUUGACUUGGGCUACAAUGACUUUCUGUCACCAGCUUAUUUGCAUACGUUGGUCGAUAUGACAAAAAACCCACGGCUCUCGACACUUAUAUCAAAAAGCAACUUGGCUUUUAUCAGCUUAAAUGCGACCAAUCUCAGAUUCAGCUCCUUGUUCAAGGACAUGUUUGAAAAGUUCAUGCUUGAGUUUCCAAAAAUAAAGUACUUGGAUUUGUCCAAUAAUCCAAAACUAUUUGGGAGCUACUCCAAUGGAGAGCUGGUAUCAGAUGAUACUAGUAGCACACCAUCCAGCAAUUCCAGUGUCUCCGAGCAACAAAAGAGCAAUCAAGAGGCGAUUUUCAGUUACUUUACGUCAAAAUUACCAUUAUUCCCCAAUCUUGUACGCCUUCACUUGGAAAAUAAUGGUCUAUCAUCGCAAUGUUUGACGGCACUCUCAGAGACUAUUCCAUUCUGCAAGAGACUAGGCUACUUAUCUGUUCUUGGCAAUUCACUUGACGUGGUGGCAGGAACUGCCCUCGUGGAAGGACUCAAGAAUUCGAAGACGUUAAUAACACUCGAGUGUGACUACCACCUUCUCCCAGAUUUAUUCAAGGAGCGUAUUGGUCUUUACACCAUGCGCAAUAUGGAGCGUGUAUUGAAGUAUCCAGAGAAUGGUGAUGAAGCAAUUAACACACAGAAGGUUGAUCCCAAUGAAAUGUCUCUUACGGAAAGACUUUCGCAGAUUUUGUCUCUUAAAGCCGAAGGUAAGCUUGACAUCAACUCGCCUGAAGUUAAAGCUUUUAUGGAGAGAGCCAAAGAAGACAGGAAGAACCUACAGGCUACCAUACAAGAAUUGCUUCAAAUGCAGUGGAAAAAUGAACUUAAUUUGGAAGGCAAAGAGACAUUGAUAAGACUCUUGUUUAUCGACUCAUCCUUGGUGAGAGGUCUCAAGCUCGUUGAUGAUUCUUUGGUGCCUGAUGAGCAAUUCAACGCGGCCAACGUGAUCGGAUUUAACCUCGUGGAAGAUGAGUCUCGGAAAGAAAAUGAUGUAAGGAACCUUCAGGACAACCACCCAGACGAUCCAGAGACUCGAGACUUGCUUGACGCUACUUCUUCAUUACCUUACUCGCGCUCUCAUUCGCUUACAAGUUUGAAUGAAUUGAACAGGGAAGAGGGCUCUGUGUUGAAGCUAUCCAAGAUCAACAAAGAUGCGCAUCUUUUGGAUGAUCUUGAAACCUUUUCCGGUGAAGAGCUACGCCAAAAGAUUCUCAAUGUGGACCUUUCUGAACUUGACCAGGUAAUCAAGUUUCUUAACAGAAUGAAAAUCCAAGGUGUGAGCCUCAAAAGUGUAUUUAACCAAGCAUCUGGAUACGACACGAAGAAUCUUUUGGCUGAAUUCCAUCGGCGUUUAGAGAUCUUAAAGAAGGAAGCAGGCGAUGCUGGUGAAAAACCGGAACCGAAAGCUGUCUUAAUGGGACCCACAGACUCUGAAAUUGAACAACGAGCAAAAGAAGACGAUCAUACCAUACAAGAGGCAUUCGAUAGUGUCUUGAAAAAGUUUCGUCCCUCGCAUGAAUAA